AUGAAGCAUCAAAUUUUGGCAGUUGUGGCUUUCAGCCCACUCAUCGCCUAUGCUUUACCAAAAUCCUAUGACUGCGGCAGGCCAGUGCAAUGUGCAAAAUCAUCGUCCACUACCACUGUAGUACAGACGUACAGCCAGGCACCUACCUCGGCCGUCAGCGUCCCUACAAGUCAAGCUGAGGCGCAGACUACAAGCGAGACGCUUGGUGAUUUGACUACAUAUCCCGCCAUCCCCAUCGAGAGCUUUCUCACAACUUCAACGCUCGACGGCGAGACCGCUGUCACGUCCACUACAGCAAGUCCUGUGUCAUCGACUUCUGAAGCUACGCAGGUGGCGGCUGAUGCCUACAGCCAAGCAACGCAGGUAUCUUACAAGGUGGCCGCCACCGAGCAGUGCGGAAACAACGACGUCCUAGCACUGCCGGGGAUGCCAUGGGUGGUCGCCAACUCCAUGUACAACGCUGGGCAAAUGGUAGGCUCUCAGUGUACCAACUUUGCAGGUGUUCUCCAGGCCACCGAUGGUACCAAAGAGGUCCAGUGGAACAGUAUCACCGACAUUGCGUUUGUCGACUCCACCAGGGACCUCUGCAAAGGCUACACCAACAUCGGUGUUGGAGUCAACCUGAACAAGCGACUGAAUGCUAUCACAUCUAUCCCGGCUUAUUUCCAGUGGGAUCGUACCAACACCACCGCGUUCCGUGGGAGCAACUUGUUCGAUUUCAUCACGGCCCCAACCACCGGUGACACUACAUCUACCGCGACCUCGGAGUUCAUGCUCUGGAUCAGGAACUGGGGCAACCAGGUUCCCAUCGGCUAUGCCGACGGUCCUGUCGCAACCUUGAAUCUUUUCGGCGCCAGCUGGAAGCUCUAUGAAGGUAAAAACCCCAACAACGGUGUCGUUGUCCGAAGCAUGUUGGCCGACCAGGACUUUGAAAGCGAGUUCCAGGGCAAUCUGAAGGAGUGGCUGGACAUCAUGGUGCAGAAGGGAUAUAUCUCGGACAGCGAAUACGUGACCGCAGGCAACGCGGGCACUGAAGUCUUCUAUGGCAGCGCGACCAUGAGUGCCACGGUCGCCUUGAACAUCAACGUCUAG
Messenger RNA from Truncatella angustata, 1092 nucleotides. Its product is annotated as concanavalin A-like lectin/glucanase domain-containing protein. Lineage: Eukaryota; Fungi; Ascomycota; Sordariomycetes; Amphisphaeriales; Sporocadaceae. The coding region runs from base 1 to 1092 and encodes 363 amino acids. Gene Ontology annotation, biological process: polysaccharide catabolic process. The transcript is spliced from 2 exons. Gene Ontology annotation, molecular function: cellulase activity. The record is from RefSeq and is a predicted model, not a curated record.